Otolemur garnettii (small-eared galago) is the source of this 309-nucleotide messenger RNA. Its product is annotated as lysophospholipase-like protein 1. The record is from RefSeq and is a predicted model, not a curated record. Gene Ontology annotation, cellular component: cytoplasm. Gene Ontology annotation, molecular function: palmitoyl-(protein) hydrolase activity; carboxylic ester hydrolase activity. The transcript has 3 exons. Lineage: Eukaryota; Metazoa; Chordata; Mammalia; Primates; Galagidae. The coding region runs from base 1 to 276 and encodes 91 amino acids. Gene Ontology annotation, biological process: protein depalmitoylation.
AUGGCGGCUGCGUCUCGUUCGGUUCUGCUGCAGCGCUGUGUGGUGCCGCCAGCUGGGAGGCACAGCGCCUCUCUGAUCUUCCUGCAUGGCUCAGGUGAUUCUGGACAAGGAUUAAGAAGGUGGAUCAAACAAGUUUUAAAUCAAGAUUUAACAUUCCAACACAUAAAAAUUAUUUAUCCAACAGCUCCUCGCAGGCAUGGCAAACAGUGGGUUCUUCGUUACUCCAUCACGUGGGAGCCCCAUCUGAAGCGUGGUGUUAGGACGUCCCUCUUCUGAUAACAGUAGAUGUGUACUACAGAUAUGCUAGUA